Messenger RNA from Dendronephthya gigantea, 1498 nucleotides. RefSeq lists its product as uncharacterized. The coding region runs from base 246 to 1112 and encodes 288 amino acids. The record is from RefSeq and is a predicted model, not a curated record. The transcript has a single exon. NCBI's taxonomy places the organism in Eukaryota, Metazoa, Cnidaria, Anthozoa, Malacalcyonacea, Nephtheidae.
AGGUCGAGAAACCUUGCUGCACAUCUGCAAGGACAUAGCUCGCUAAAAUUUAAUCAUCUGCUUUCACAGUUUCACUUUGCCUCUAAUAAUUAUUCAUCAUGAUUUCACCCCUGCUGAGGGCGAAUUGUCUACUACCAAGAAUUUGCUCAUAAUUUAUUAGAAUUUUGUUUAUCCAAAUUGUCUCUGUAGCAAAACAUCAGACCGGGAGCUUGGUAGAAUAUCAACGGUAAAUCUUGUUUCCGAGAAUGACCAGACAACCAACAUUGUUGAUAUAUGAAGAUGAUGUGAAUUUCAUAACAAAUUCAACUUUACAGUAUACCAACAUUGAGACCGGGGGAGAUUUGUUUGGAUUGUGGCAAAACGAAAGAGAAGUUGUAGUUCAACUUGUGUCAGGGCCUGGCCAAAAUUGCCGUCGUACUGCUACAGCAUUCUUCCAAGAUAGAACCUAUCUUAGUAAUGUUGGUAAUCAUUUAAUCAACGAGAAGGGCUUGUGCAACAUUGGUGAAUGGCAUUCGCAUCAUCGCCUCAAUUUACCUGAACCAAGUCAUGGCGAUAAAGGAACAGUUUGGAGAAAUAUGCCUGGACUAGGAAUAAAACAGUUUUUACUCAUUAUUGCGACCAUUACACCGAAAGAUGGGGUUGAUAUAAAUGGUUUCAUUUUUACAGCGCCAGUCAAACAACAUCAAAAUGGCGAAAUGAUUAGACUUCGAACUCGAGCUCUCGGUGGACCGAAUCCGUUCCGACGACAACCCGAUGUAUUGGAAAUGUUACGUGAGGGAGCGGAGGUGCCAAAGGUAGCGAAUCCUCCCCCAUAUACACCCACAGAGCGAAAUCCCAAAAAACAGAGAAGAUCGAAAAAAGAAAAGAGAUCGGGGAAUGGUGAAAGCAAAAGCAAGUUCCGUCGUCGUUGGUUUUCGGGUAGAAAAAAGAAUAAAGAGAAGUACGGUGAAUUGCAGACAGAUAAUAGUACAAUAUCGAUGAAUGUUCAACCGCAUGAACAUUAUCGAAGUCUUGAUCCGAAUAAGAGUGUCGAAAUUGAACCGGCUGAUGACCGUUCCACACGCCCUUUGAUAAAUAACAAGAAUACUGAACGGAGGAGCACUUACCUUUAAAAGAACUUCAUCUUAUGCACUGACGUCCACUCUACCUAUCAUUACUGAAUGUUAUAUUUAACCAGAAUAUUACCAAUUUGCUUAUGCAUAAUAACAAUUUUCAGCAUCUUCAUGAUUGAUUUUGUACCACAAAGAUAGCAAUGAAAUGUGAUAUACACAAUUAUACCUUGAUAACUGUCACUCUCAAAUAUAAUGAUAUAUCAUUUCAAUUUUGUACCUUAUUGAUCAGAAAGUUGACACUAGUUACUAGCAGUUAGAAAUUUUAAUCACAUAUGAUAAAGAAUGUAUAAUGAAGACAUUUCUAUAAGUAUGCUAAGAAUAGUUUUAAAUCUGGAACAAACAUUGUCAGUGUCCAGGGGAGGUUAGAUUGUUUACCUCAUGUACCA